AUGGCAUUUAAUGAUUCAGGUUAUGACCAAGAUAGAAGCAUCCACAACAACAGUCAUCUGCAAGAGUCCAAUCAAGAAAAUACAGAAAUGAAAUCCAAACACGUAUCGUUCAAGCCAUCAAGAGACUUCCAUACAAACGAUUAUUCUAAUAACUACAUUCACGGCAACUCGCUACCACAGCAAAAUGUCACUAAUAUCGAGAACAGAGUUGAUGGGUAUCCAAAACUACAGAAACUGUUUCAAGCAAAAGCCAAACAGAUUAAUCAGUUUGCCACUACACCAUUUGGUUGUAAAAUCGGCAUAGAUUCCAUCGUUCCAACAUUAAACCAUUGGAUACAGAAUGAGAACCUAACAUUCGAUGUGGUGAUGAUUGGUUGCCUAACGGAAAAUCAGUUUAUCUACCCGAUUUUGACUCAACUUCCCCUGGAUAAAUUAAUCUCGAAACCGGGCUUCCUCUUCAUCUGGGCUAAUUCCCAAAAAAUUAACGAGCUGACGAAACUCUUGAACAACGAAAUUUGGGCCAAAAAGUUUAGAAGAAGUGAAGAGUUGGUCUUUGUCCCUAUAGACAAGAAAUCGCCAUUUUAUCCUGGUUUAGAUCAAGACGAUGAAACAUUGAUGGAAAAGAUGCAAUGGCAUUGUUGGAUGUGUAUUACAGGUACAGUAAGAAGGUCUACGGAUGGCCAUUUAAUUCAUUGUAACGUGGAUACCGAUUUGAGUAUCGAAACGAAGGACACCACUAACGGCGCUGUGCCAUCGCACCUAUACCGUAUUGCAGAAAAUUUCUCUACUGCCACUAGAAGAUUGCAUAUCAUCCCCGCAAGAACGGGAUACGAAACCCCUGUGAGAGUAAGGCCAGGUUGGGUUAUUGUGAGUCCAGACGUUAUGUUAGAUAAUUUUUCACCCAAGAGAUACAAGGAAGAAAUCGCUAAUCUAGGAUCUAACAUUCCAUUAAAAAAUGAAAUUGAGUUGUUAAGGCCAAGAAGUCCGGUGCAAAAAGCACAAUAA
This is a messenger RNA of Saccharomyces eubayanus, 1005 nucleotides long. RefSeq names its product Kar4p (gene KAR4). NCBI's taxonomy places the organism in Eukaryota, Fungi, Ascomycota, Saccharomycetes, Saccharomycetales, Saccharomycetaceae. The record is from RefSeq and is a predicted model, not a curated record. The transcript has a single exon. Gene Ontology annotation, cellular component: RNA N6-methyladenosine methyltransferase complex; nucleus. Gene Ontology annotation, molecular function: mRNA binding. Bases 1 to 1005 code for a protein of 334 amino acids.